Molecule: messenger RNA, 2558 nt
Organism: Mya arenaria
Lineage: Eukaryota; Metazoa; Mollusca; Bivalvia; Myida; Myidae
Exons: 2
Coding region: 388-1812 (474 amino acids)
Molecular function (GO): protein binding
Source: RefSeq, a predicted model, not a curated record
GUGUAUUCAUUGUUUCAUUUGAUUUCUGUUUUGUAUUUGUAAAAUGUUAGGUAACAUUAUACCCGGACUAUGAUUAUGGACGAAUACUAAUUUGCUACAUAAUUAACAAAGGGAAAGCUUUUGUUUCAAACCUUGACAGUGACAUACUUCAAUAUAAAGGUAUAAACAAUAACAUGAGUACACAGUUCAUCUGCUUCUUAGUAACGUGUUUAAGACCAUAAUAUAUAAUUAAUCUUAGGAUAAACUUAUUAAAAAUGUCAAGAGGAUAAGAACAUCGGAUUAAUCCUAGAUUUUGGGGAUUAUAUUUAUUCAUUAUUAGUUAAUCUGCCUCAUAAUUAAUUCAGAUCUCAUUCAGGGCAUUUUGGCCAAAGAGACGCCGCGCCAGCAAUGACAACGGAGAUAGAGCUACAGCAGAGUAUAUAUCCCCUUGAUCGCCCCACCCCUAACGGACAUGUCUUCACCUUUCCCCCGCUUCCACAACAUGGCCUCAACAGGGCCCUCCUCGCCACAGCGCCCUUUAUCGGCAACGAGACGUUAUCGGGAACGCGUGUUGAUGAUGUUAACGGAAACCUUGCGGAAACGCUAUCGCCAGUUCCUUUGACGUCACCUACGGCCACACUAGCCAUUCAGUUGCCAGAGGACGUUCACCACGAUCUCGCGAAGUAUCUGAGUAGCGGAGAUAGACAGGAACUGAACAUAAAUCAGGCAAAUGUUAAUUCAUACUUGAAUAUUGCAAACAAUCUGAAUCAUAAGAAUCUUAAAAGGAUCUGUAAUCAUUUUCUCAAUGGCAAUGACUGCAAAACUCGAACGUGGGAAAACAACAGCCGUAUAUGUAAGCUAUGUUUGAAUGUACAUGAUAAGCAUCCAUCGAGCACAAACAAGGCAAGUGUUGGCACAAAUCCUCGAGUGCCGUCCUAUGAGAUAAUGUUCCCAAAAGAUGUCCACUGUUCGAACUCACAUAAAAAUGUUUUUGUAAUGGACAUUCGAAAACAUAAAGAAGUUCAUAGAAUCGAACAGAAGAAGGUCACGAAAUUUGGUGACAGAUUUGCAGUUUGUGCCGCAUACGCUAAGAAAUGUCCGUAUUUAUUCGUAUCUGGUGGAAACGGCAAAACAGACCGUUCAUUAUUUAAAUAUGACGUGGUUGAAAACAAGUGGUCACAGUGCCAUCAUCUUAAGCACCCGAGAUCGAAGCACGUAAUGGCAUUCGUUCAGAACUGUGUCUACAUCAUUGGCGGACAGGAAAGCGCGUCUAUCGAACGAUACGAACUGGAAAACGGCCAUUGCUCGGAACUGAGGCCCAAUCUCCCAGUACGCGUGCAUUGCGCCGCUCAUGUCGUGUAUAACGACAAAAUAUUCAUUUUUGGCGGGAAAACGUUACGAAACGAGGUACAAAUUGUGCAAUGCAUUGACACCAAAGCAAACUCAACUAGUCGACUUUCUGACCUCCCUUUCCCGUGCUCAGGGGGUCAAGCCAUUGUUGUCAAAGACAAAAUCUACCUAGCAACGAACCAUGGUCACAUGAUCAAGUACGACCCAGAAACGGGCCAAUCAGAAUUGUGUUCACAGCAACCUUACAACCGGAAGCACUUCGUCAUGUACGAGAAAAACGGGUACCUGCACAUAUUCGGAGGUGUUCGGACUGAUGGAAAAGUUGAAGAAGAGGGGACAGUGUACAAAUUUUGUCCUUUAGGGAACGAAUGGAAAAGGUCAGUGUCAUUCGGAGUCCCUUUGCCAAUACAUACAAGUUGCACCAUUGUCUACCCAAAAGAAUGCCCUGUGACGCCUUUUAGAAAAAUGUUUGGUUAUUGUUGACAGAAUGGCAUUAUGUGCAACAAGUAAACUGUUAAGUGCUACAUUUAAGGUAUUUUAUAAAGGUCAUUCAGCUCAUUGUCUGUCAUGCAGAUAAGAACAAUUUUGCUAUCACUUGAACCAUAUUUGUUGUGGAAUGUUCUGUGAUUGUAUUAUCAGAUAUAUUAUUUCAUUUUGUAUGACACUGUUCAUUAUUUAUAAUUUGUCUCUAAUCAUAUUUUUGAUAUGAUAUCGCUUUAAGCAUUUUUUGUUAUAAAUUAUUGCGAAAUGUGAAUUACCUAAAAUUACAAAAACAUAGCUAGUCAAAAGUCAUGAAAUGGCUUUCAUCCAUAAACAAUAUUGCUGAAAAUAGAAUAGAACAAAAUCGACGUAUGAUUAUUUAUGCUAACGGCGUUGACUACGACAACAACAAUAAGAAUAACAACAACAGAAACAACAAAUAUCAUCAUCAUCAUCAACAAUAAGAAUAACAACAUCAACAAAAACAACAGAAACAACAAAUAUCAUCAUCAUCAUCAUCAUCAUCAUCAUCAUCGUCGUCGUCGUCGUCGUCAUCAUCAUCGCAUCAGCAUCAGCAUCAGCAUCAUCAUUGUCUUUUUUGACAUUAAACUAUGCUUAUUUGCCAAAGACAUUCAUUACAACUAUUAUCAUUGAGCUUAUUUUGUGUAUUUUAAUAAUUCUAUGUUUGCUUUUUUGCUAUCUGGGAUAUAUAUGUCUUUCAACUUGAAAUAAAAUUUUGAAAAUUGAAA